Cucumis melo (muskmelon) is the source of this 869-nucleotide messenger RNA. RefSeq lists its product as uncharacterized. NCBI's taxonomy places the organism in Eukaryota, Viridiplantae, Streptophyta, Magnoliopsida, Cucurbitales, Cucurbitaceae. The record is from RefSeq and is a predicted model, not a curated record. The transcript has a single exon. The coding region runs from base 330 to 596 and encodes 88 amino acids.
AAAUCCAUUUUAUUUGGUAUUGGCACAAUCAAAGAAGACCCUUCAAUAAAAUAUACAUAUGGUGUAUGUAUAUUUUAUAGAUAGGAUACUUUAAUUUGAUAUAUAAUACAAUCAAUUUCUCCACAAAGGGUCCACCCGUAGAAAAAGUAAAACCAAAAUGCCCAAGAAAACCAGACUAAGUCAUCAAAGAUCACUUUUUUAUUUCUUUUAUACACUACACCGACUUGUCAGCCUUAUCCACAAUCAUACCUCAAUCUGAAUAUAAAUUAUGUCGGCCUCCUAAAGGGGUCUUCUCAAAAUCAACUAAGGAGCAUUGAAAAAUCACAGCCAUGGCGGAUAUUGCAAUUCUUGUAGCAGAGGAAUACGAGAGGAGGACGAAGCAUCCAAGGCGAGAUCAAGAGAUGGUCAGGCAAGAGCUUCAAGAUUUGGGUUCUGGGGUUUCCAUAUCUGCAACUGCUACUUCAAUUACGAUGAAGAAGAUGAUGGAAAUGGCGAAAAGACAUAAUUACUCUGCCGAGAUAUCGGAAUUCAAUCGGGUUUUUGAACCCAAAUCUCAAAUUGGCCGAGCUGCUUCCACUGGGUUCUUCUCAGCUUGAGUUCCUCUGUUCUUGAAAUUGGGUUCAUAUAUUGUAAAUGUUUCUCAUCUCUCCCUCUCUCUCCCUCUCUCUCCCUCUCAAAUCUGUACAUGUUUUUUCUUUUUCUUUUUCUUUUUUCUUCUUUUUUUGGAUUCCAUUAGUUUUGAAAUUAAAUGCUUUUGAAUUCGAGAGAAGAAAGGUGGGAUUGUAUUAUGAUUUGAUGAUUAUUAACCAUAUGAAUGUUGGGAAAAGAAUGGGUGAUUUGGUUUUCAAGAAAUGAUUGGGAGUUCGUCA